This is a messenger RNA of Penicillium digitatum Pd1, 1320 nucleotides long. Its product is annotated as putative sulfate/molybdate transporter. Lineage: Eukaryota; Fungi; Ascomycota; Eurotiomycetes; Eurotiales; Aspergillaceae. Gene Ontology annotation, biological process: molybdate ion transport. The record is from RefSeq and is a predicted model, not a curated record. Gene Ontology annotation, molecular function: molybdate ion transmembrane transporter activity.
AUGGCUAUCCAGUCAUUGCACGAAAUUAAUACUAAUAAUCUGCGCACCUUCAAGGGCCACUAUGUCUCCGAGAUCUCAGGCUCGCUUGGCGAUCUAGGCACAUUUCUGCCUAUCGCGAUUGCGCUAGCUGUCAACGGCACCGUCUCCCUCGCCAGUACAUUGAUCUUCUCGGGGAUUUUCAAUAUUCUAACGGGUGUGUUUUUCGGUAUUCCAUUGCCAGUUCAGCCAAUGAAAGCCAUCGCCGCAGUGGCAAUCGCGCGUAGUUUCUCGAAUGGCACGAUCGCUGCAGCGGGGAUCUUCGUCAGCGCCUGUAUCCUUGUCUUCAGCUUGACGGGUAUCUUGCACUGGUUCGCCAGUGUAAUUCCCAUUCCAGUUAUCAAGGGUAUCCAAGUUGGGGCGGGAUUAUCCCUGAUAAUCGCAGCCUCUAGCAGCAUACUCCUUCCCUUGGGCUGGAUCAGUCCCUCCUGGGCCGAUAACCGCAUUUGGGCAGUUGCCGCAUUUGUUGCGCUUUUGCUCACCAAUCUUUAUCGCCGAGUACCCUAUGCGCUAACCGUGUUAGUGCUGGGUCUAAUACUUGCCAUCACUCGGACUGCAUUGGCAGGGCAAAUGCCAACUUUCGAGCUGUGGCAUCCUUUCGCUCUAGUUCCAACUACGCUUGAAUGUCGUGUCGGUGCUGUGGAUGCUGGCAUUGGUCAAAUUCCUCUCACAACCCUGAACUCCAUUGUUGCGGUUGUCCAUUUGGCAAAUGAUCUAUUGCCGGACGUGCACACGCCAUCCAUCACCCACGUCGGCCUGAGCGUGGCCGGCAUGAACUUGAUUGGUUGUUGGUUCGGUGCUAUGCCCGUCUGCCAUGGAUCUGGUGGUCUUGCAGCUCAGUACCGGUUCGGAGCUCGCUCGGGAGCCAGUGUAAUCUUCCUUGGCUUUUCGAAGCUCGUUAUCGGCGUUCUCUUCGGAGAGACCUUGGUGGAUCUUCUGAAGCGGUUCCCUGCUGCUUUUCUCGGCGUGAUGGUGAUUGCAGCUGGUGUGGAGCUGCUUAGUGUGGGCGAGAGCCUCAACACCGCUGGUGCUCGGGACCUCAACGAGGCCAGUGGUGGCCUUUUGUCGAAUAUGGAGCAACAUAUUGGCCCUCUUCUCACAGAUGAAGAACGUAGCCGCCGCUGGACUGUUAUGAUGGUUACUGUUGGAUUGUUGGUAGGGUUCAAAAAUGAUGCAAUCGGCUUCAUUGCUGGUAUGCUUUGCCACUGGUCCUACGACGUCCCGAAAUGGUGGGAGAAGGCGCAUAGCCGCUGGUCUGAGGGACGUUUGCGUCUACGUGACUAG